Malus domestica (apple) is the source of this 1075-nucleotide messenger RNA. Its product is annotated as NAC domain-containing protein 21/22. Gene Ontology annotation, biological process: regulation of DNA-templated transcription. Gene Ontology annotation, molecular function: DNA binding. NCBI's taxonomy places the organism in Eukaryota, Viridiplantae, Streptophyta, Magnoliopsida, Rosales, Rosaceae. The record is from RefSeq and is a predicted model, not a curated record.
UCUCUGAGAAAAGAGAUCUCUCGCGACAAAACAUUUCCUCUGCUCUCUCUCUCUCUCUCUCUCUCUGUGAAAGAAAAUGAGCAACAUAAGCGUGGUGGAGGCAAAGUUGCCACCAGGGUUCAGGUUCCAUCCAAGAGAUGAAGAGCUUGUGUGUGACUAUUUGAUGAAGAAGGUGACUCAAUCUGACUCAAUCCUUAUGAUUGAAGUUGACCUCAACAAGUCUGAGCCAUGGGAUAUCCCUGAAAGUGCAUGUGUGGGAGGGAAAGAAUGGUACUUCUAUAGUCAGCGUGAUCGUAAAUAUGCAACAGGACUUCGAACAAACCGUGCAACUGCAACAGGGUAUUGGAAGGCCACAGGAAAAGAUAGGUCAAUCCGUCGUAAAGGAAGCCUUGUUGGGAUGAGAAAAACCCUGGUCUUCUACCAGGGCCGAGCUCCCAAAGGCAGAAAAUCCGAUUGGGUCAUGCAUGAGUUUCGGCUUGAAGGUCCUCCUAAAAUCUCUCCUCUCAAGGAAGAUUGGGUUUUGUGCAGAGUGUUUUAUAAAAACCGAGAGAUAGCUGCCAAACCCAGCAUGGGAGUUAGCUGUUACGAUGACACGAGCACUUUAACUCUGCCUGCCUUGAUGGACUCUUACAUCAGUUUCGAUGGCCAAACUCAGAUUCAGACACACACAGAGACUCAACCCCAAGACUAUGAGCAAGUGCCCUGCUUCUCCAUGUUCUCCCAGAACCAAACCAACCCAAUUUUCACACACGUUGACAUCACCAGUUCUCAACCAAGCAUACCCACCAAGCACAAUAAUAAUACCAACACAACCACAUUUGGAGGGUUGCCAAAUGUGACCAAUUUUCUUGACCCUUUUUCAUGUGACAAAAAGGUGCUAAAAGCUGUUUUGAGUCACCUUACCAAGAUGGAAAAGUCCAUUUAUCCUACUUUGGAUGGCUCAUCACCAAGCUUUGGGGAAGGAAGUAGUUCAGAAAACUACCUAUCUGAUGUCGGCAUGCCCAAGAAUAUUUGGAGCCACUACUGAUCUCAUCAUUUCAUUUAGAAUUCAAACGGAAAGAAAAGAAAAAAAAAA